CUCUGACCAGUCUGUAUGUAAGAUGUCUCCUCUCCACAACCCUUUCUGACUCCCUCCAUUAAUGCCAAACAAAGAAUUCAUCUUUUCCCCUUAUUAUUAUUUGAUCCCCAAAAAUAAAAAGAAAAAGAAAAACAUCCCAUCUUUAUAAUUUUCUUCCUCCUUUGUAAAUGGCCAACAAAUUGAAAAAACUUCCAAAUUUUCUUAACAAAUCCCCAUGGCUAUGGAGAUCUUGCACUCAAUCAAGAACCCUCUCUUUUCGUCACCCUAACAACAUCUUUCGAACCAUCAAUUCUGCCUACGACGACGAAGAAGAUCAGGAUUACUACGACUACGACUACGACGAAGACGACGAAGAAGAAACUGAAGGAGACGACAUGUCAAAUGAUGAAGACCAAAUUGAGGCCUUAGUGAGAGGGUUAAGGGUAAGGCAAGGGAAGAGGCUAUUUUUGGAGCUUGAUGAGACAAAUUCCAUAAUGACGACCACGGUGGCGGUGGCGACAGUGGUGGGGGGAAACUACCAAGUUCCAUUCAAGGAGAGUGUGGCAAUGGCAAUGGAAUCUAAAGAUCCAUAUUUGGAUUUCAAGAAGUCAAUGGAAGAGAUGGUGGAAGCUCAUGAAUUGAAGAAUUGGAAAGGGAUGGAAAGACUUUUGAGUUGGUAUUUAAAAGCUAAUGGGAAGGCAAAUCAUGAGUUUAUCAUUGGUGCUUUUGUGGAUUUAUUGGUUGAUCUUGCCUUUUCAGCUUCUUCUAAUUUCUCUAAUAAUUCUUCUUCUUCUCCUUCUUCUUCUUCUUCUUCUUCUUCUUCUUCUUCUACUACAACUACUUCCUCUCUUUUGUGUUCUUCUACUUCUACAUUUCCAAAUUCUUCUUCGUGUUCUUCUUGUUCUUCUUUUCGAGCUCCUAAUUCUAUAAUAUCGUCCAACUCCGUAGAAACAGCGGAGGAAAUUGUGGAGUUAGAGUGUAGUUGUUCUUCUUCCUCCAUUCGUGUGGCUCCUCCUUGUCUUUCUUCUUUGUUUGAAGACGAUGAGGAAGAGGAUAUUGAAGAAGGUUUUUAAUUAGUUUAAUUAACUACAUCAAUGAUAAUAUUGAUAAUCCAUUUUUGGAUGCGAUUUAGUAUUUGUUUUUUUUUUUC
Messenger RNA from Cucumis sativus (cucumber), 1129 nucleotides. Its product is annotated as transcription repressor OFP15. The record is from RefSeq and is a predicted model, not a curated record. Gene Ontology annotation, biological process: negative regulation of DNA-templated transcription. The coding region runs from base 168 to 1052 and encodes 294 amino acids. The transcript has a single exon. NCBI's taxonomy places the organism in Eukaryota, Viridiplantae, Streptophyta, Magnoliopsida, Cucurbitales, Cucurbitaceae.